AUGCUGUCUCCAAGUGAUAAAAAGUUAGAAAAGCUGGAUCCGUUUUAUCGACCCUCAAUGUCCAAGCAGAAGACCAGUGCAGAAAUCAUAAGCGAAGCUCGAAAUGCGCUAAGAACAGUUAGAACUCAAAGGCCGUUUACACCACAGGAGGACCAAAGAAAGCUGUUUGGACCUGCAUCUUCAAGAACACCAGAAAAUCGACCUUCCUCCUCCUUCAGCCUCCAUGCAUCCAGUUUUGAAUCGUCUGAUUCAAGGCCUAUCUCUGGUGCACGUCUCAGUCCACUUGAACUUAAACCGAAAGCUCCACCAUCUCCCACCACAGAGGAGGAUCCCUGCCUUGCCUUUCCUAAACCCCCUGUGGACCCUGUGAAGAUUCGAAGAAUAAGCAGUGCCCGGGCACGCUUAUUCAGGGCGGCCUCGCAGGGGGCACUACUGCUGGACCGAACCCUUCCUUCUGCUGAGUCAAAGAAGACAGUGGAAUCCAAAGAAACAGUUACGAUGGGGGACUCUUUGGUGAAAAUAAAUGGAAUUUAUUUAUCAGAAUCAAAUGCAAUUGGCCACUUAAAGAAUCACCCACUUCAGUUAACUUAUGAUGGAGGAGGCUUCAGUGAAAUGAAGGAGCAAGAAAUAUUCAAAGGGACAACAUCCUUACCAUCUCAUCUCAGAAGUGGAGGGGAUCAGGGGAGGAGGCGUGCCCGGGCCUCCUCAUGCCCCAGCCGCUCGGACCUCAACCGACUAGAAAACACAGCAGUAUCAAAAGCUGACUUGCAAGAAAAGGACACACAAAAAGAAGUAGAUGAAGCCUUCUGGAAUACAAGGAUCAUUCCGAUUUUGCAUGAAUUAGAGACAGAAAACGACGUUGAAGCUGUUUGUGCUGCUUGCACACACCUUCAUCGUGUUUUAGAGGAAGGCAACAUGCUUGGAAAUAAAUUUAAGAGAAGAAGUGUUCUCCUGAAGACCCUAUAUAAACUAGUGGAUGUUGGUUCAGAUAUGCUCAGCCUUAAGCUUGCAAAAAUUAUUCUAGCACUUAAAGUGAGUAGAAAGAAUCUUCUGAAUGUGUGCAAACUUAUAUUUAAAAUUAGCAGGGCUGAGAAGAAUGACUCUCUGAUUCAAAAUGACAGCAUUCUGGAGUCAUUGUUGGAGGUCCUGAGAAGUGAAGACCUGCAAAUGAACACCGAAGCCUUUUUGUACUGUGUGGGGGCUAUAAAGUUCAUUUCUGGAAACCCAGGAUUUCUUACUGAAAUGAUCAGCAAAGGUGCUGUGGAAAUACUGAUGAAUUUGAUAAAGCAAGUAAAUGAGAAUACCAAGAAAUCUGGUGCAUGUUUGCCUAAUUCAGGCCACUUGUUAGUCCAGGUGACUGCUACGCUGAGAAACUUGGCUGAUUCACCACUAACAAGAAGUAAGCUCCUGAGCCUCAGUGCCCUUGCUGAGUUCUGUACUGUGAUGGAGCAGUACACGACUGACCCGGAUGUCUGUACCAAUAUCGCCAGAAUAUUCAGCAAACUUACAUCUUACCAUGACUCUUGUGCAGCCUUGGCCAACUAUUCCAGAUGUUAUGCCUUGUUUUUGAAUCUGAUAAACAAAUACCAGAAGAAGCAGGAUGUAGUCAUUCGUAUUGUCUUUAUUCUUGGCAACCUGACAGCGAAAAACAACCAAGCUCGUGAGCAGUUUUUCAAGGAGAAAGGGAGCAUCCAGACUCUGUUGUCGCUAUUCCAGACAUUCUACGAACUUGAUCAGAAUUCAGAGAAGCUGGCGAGUGAUGGAGAGACGCAAGCCAAGCUGCAGAGACAGCCAUCGGGCUCGGAGGAUGUCCUCAUCAAGCUGAUCCGUGUCCUCGCCAAUAUUGCCAUCCACCCGCGCAUCGGCCCUGCGCUGGCUGCCACACCACAAGUGGUGGCCCUGCUGCUCACAACGCUUGAAUACAAGUCAAUUGAUGAUUGUGAGGAGCUGGUGAUCAAUGCUGCAGCAACAAUCAACAAUUUAUCUUACUACCAAGUGAAGAAUUCUGUAAUUCAUGACAAAAAGCUAUAUAUUGCGGAAUUGCUCUUAAAGCUUCUGGUGAGUAACAACAUGGAUGGAAUCCUGGAGGCUGUGCGUGUGUUUGGAAAUCUCUCCCAGUACCGUGACAUCUGUGAUUUCAUUGUGCGGAAAAAUAUCCACAAGUUCAUGAUUGCACUGCUGGACGCAAAACAUCAGGAUAUUUGCUUUUCUGCCUGUGGUGUUCUCCUAAAUCUCACUGUGCACAAGGACAAACGGGUCAUCCUAAAAGACGGAGGUGGCAUUAAAAAGUUAGUGGAUUGUUUAAAAGAUUUUGGGCCUACUGAUUGGCAGCUGGCCUGCUUGAUUUGCAAAACUUUAUGGAACUUCAGUGAAAAUAUCACUAAUGCUUCGUCAUGUUUUGGAGAUGAAUACACCAACACACUCUUAGUCCUCUUAUCAUCAUUUUUAGACGAAGAACUAGCACUGGAUGGCAGUUUUGACCAAGACCUAAGAAACUAUCACAGACUUCACUGGGAAACAGAAUUCAAACCUGUGGCACAGCAGCUUCUAAACCGCAUUCAGAGUCAUCACACCUUCCUGGAACCUCUGCCUAUCCCUUCGUUUUAA
Orycteropus afer afer is the source of this 2607-nucleotide messenger RNA. RefSeq names its product armadillo repeat containing 2 (gene ARMC2). Gene Ontology annotation, molecular function: protein binding. Gene Ontology annotation, biological process: cilium organization; sperm axoneme assembly. The record is from RefSeq and is a predicted model, not a curated record. The transcript has 17 exons. Bases 1 to 2607 code for a protein of 868 amino acids. NCBI's taxonomy places the organism in Eukaryota, Metazoa, Chordata, Mammalia, Tubulidentata, Orycteropodidae.